Molecule: messenger RNA, 4972 nt
Organism: Nanorana parkeri
Lineage: Eukaryota; Metazoa; Chordata; Amphibia; Anura; Dicroglossidae
Gene: UPF1
Product: UPF1, RNA helicase and ATPase
Exons: 24
Coding region: 276-3581 (1101 amino acids)
Biological process (GO): nuclear-transcribed mRNA catabolic process, nonsense-mediated decay
Cellular component (GO): cytoplasm
Molecular function (GO): RNA helicase activity; ATP binding; zinc ion binding
Source: RefSeq, a predicted model, not a curated record
UAGCCCUUAGCAACGGUGGGACGGCUAAACUUCAGCCUGGCGACGAACGUGUCGUACGCGGUGAUGUCAUGUUUCUGCGCAAGCGCGCUGUUCUCUGAGCGGCUGCGCGUGACGUCACUUGCGACGGUGGAGGGUGCUCGACCUAAAGCGGCUGUCUCCUGUGCCCGCGUUUGGUGAAGUGUGGGUGGCCUUUGAGGUUGCAGAGUACCGGUGUCGUUAUAAAGCCGUCUGGGAGAGUUUUUAGUCAGCGGAGCCGUUCUGUCACCUGGUCCAUCAUGAGCGUGGAGGCGUACGGGCCCAGCUCGCAGACCCUCACAUUCCUCGACACGGAGGAGGCCGAGCUGCUAGGGGCCGACACUCAGGGCUCCGAGUUCGAGUUUACCGACUUCACUCUGCCCAGCCAAACUCAGACGCAAGGGCAAACUCAAAGCCAGCUGGACGGACAGGUUAAUGGCCCCGAUGGAAUUUUACAGAAUGGCACAGUAGAUGAUGGUGUGGGAAAAACAAGCCAGUUGCUGGGUGAGCUAAAUUUUGAAGAAGAUGAAGAAGAUACUUAUUAUACAAAAGAUCUCCCUUUACAUGCUUGCAGUUACUGUGGUAUUCAUGACCCUGCUUGUGUGGUCUACUGCAAUACAAGUAAAAAAUGGUUCUGCAAUGGACGUGGAAACACCUCUGGAAGCCACAUUGUGAACCAUCUGGUCAGAGCAAAGUGUAAAGAAGUUACUUUGCACAAGGAUGGACCUCUGGGUGAAACGGUGUUGGAAUGCUACAAUUGUGGUUGCAGAAAUGUGUUUCUGCUUGGAUUUAUCCCUGCAAAAGCUGAUUCAGUAGUUGUGUUGCUGUGCAGGCAACCCUGUGCUAGUCAAAGCAGCUUAAAGGAUAUUAACUGGGACAGCUCUCAGUGGCAGCCCCUUAUACAAGAUCGUUGCUUCCUCUCCUGGCUGGUGAAGAUCCCAUCUGAACAAGAGCAGCUGAGAGCUCGCCAGAUCACAGCUCAGCAAAUAAACAAGCUAGAAGAGCUCUGGAAGGAAAACCCUUCUGCAACCCUAGAGGAUCUGGAAAAACCCGGUGUUGAUGAGGAGCCUCAGCAUGUUUUGCUUAGAUAUGAGGAUGCAUAUCAGUACCAAAAUAUAUUUGGACCUCUUGUAAAACUUGAGGCUGAUUAUGACAAAAAGCUAAAGGAGUCCCAGACGCAAGAUAACAUUACAGUCCGAUGGGACCUUGGCCUUAACAAGAAAAGAAUUGCAUAUUUCACUUUGCCAAAAACGGAUUCUGACAUGCGUUUAAUGCAAGGGGAUGAAAUAUGUUUGCGUUACAAAGGUGACCUUGCACCUUUGUGGAAAGGGAUUGGACAUGUAAUUAAGGUCCCUGACAAUUAUGGUGAUGAAAUUGCCAUUGAAUUGAGAAGCAGCGUUGGAGCACCAGUGGAAGUAACUCACAAUUUUCAAGUGGAUUUUGUAUGGAAGUCGACAUCUUUUGACAGAAUGCAGAGUGCAUUAAAGACCUUUGCCGUAGACGAAACUUCAGUUUCUGGGUACAUAUACCAUAAGCUUCUUGGCCAUGAGGUGGAAGAUGUAAUUAUCAAAUGCCAGCUUCCCAAGAGAUUUACAGCACAAGGACUCCCAGAUCUCAACCACUCACAGGUUUAUGCAGUAAAGACUGUUCUGCAACGCCCACUAAGUCUUAUUCAAGGUCCUCCUGGUACUGGAAAAACCGUAACAUCUGCUACAAUUGUCUACCAUCUUGCUAGACAGGGAAAUGGUCCUGUCUUGGUGUGUGCACCAAGCAACAUUGCUGUGGAUCAGCUGACGGAGAAGAUACACCAGACUGGCCUCAAAGUUGUUCGCCUUUGUGCAAAAAGUCGUGAAGCAAUUGAUUCUCCGGUUUCUUUCUUGGCAUUGCAUAACCAGAUUCGUAACAUGGAAAGUAUGCCAGAGCUGCAAAAGUUGCAGCAGCUUAAAGAUGAGACUGGAGAACUUUCUUCUGCUGAUGAGAAACGAUACAGAGCCCUUAAAAGAACAGCUGAAAGGGAGCUGCUUAUGAAUGCAGAUGUGAUUUGCUGUACCUGUGUGGGUGCAGGGGAUCCUAGGCUGGCAAAAAUGCAGUUCCGUUCAAUUUUAAUUGAUGAAAGUACUCAAGCCACAGAACCAGAAUGUAUGGUGCCAGUUGUUCUUGGAGCAAAGCAGCUAAUUUUGGUGGGAGAUCAUUGUCAGCUUGGACCAGUUGUGAUGUGUAAAAAAGCUGCGAAGGCUGGCUUGUCACAGUCUUUGUUUGAGAGACUUGUGGUUCUAGGAAUCAGACCUAUUCGCCUGCAGGUUCAGUAUCGAAUGCACCCUGCGCUGAGUGCUUUUCCAUCAAACAUCUUCUAUGAAGGCUCCCUUCAGAAUGGUGUCACUGCAGCGGACCGUGUGAAGAAAGGUUUUGACUUCCAGUGGCCACAACCGGACAAGCCAAUGUUCUUUUAUGUAACCCAGGGACAGGAGGAAAUUGCAAGUUCAGGCACUUCCUAUUUAAACAGGACUGAAGCUGCUAAUGUGGAGAAAAUCACAACCAAGCUUCUGAAGGCAGGGGCCAAGCCAGAUCAGAUAGGGAUAAUUACUCCUUAUGAAGGCCAGAGGUCAUAUUUAGUACAGUACAUGCAGUUUAGUGGCUCCCUGCAUACCAAACUGUAUCAGGAAGUGGAAAUUGCCAGUGUUGACGCAUUUCAAGGUCGAGAGAAGGACUUUAUCAUUCUGUCUUGUGUAAGAGCUAAUGAGCACCAGGGCAUUGGAUUUUUAAAUGAUCCCCGUCGUCUGAAUGUGGCUUUGACCAGAGCAAGGUAUGGUGUAAUUAUUGUGGGCAACCCAAAAGCCUUAUCAAAGCAGCCUCUAUGGAAUCAUCUACUUAAUUAUUACAAAGAGCAGAAAGUCCUUGUGGAGGGACCUCUGAACAAUCUCCGGGAGAGUCUCAUGCAGUUCAGUAAACCGCGCAAACUUGUAAACACCAUUAAUCCUGGUGCUCGUUUUAUGACAACUGCCAUGUAUGAUGCUCGAGAAGCUAUAAUUCCUGGGUCUGUCUAUGAUCGAAGUAGUCAAGCUCGACCUUCAAACAUGUACUUUCAAACGCAUGAUCAGAUAGGCAUGAUCAGUUCUGGACCCAGCCAUGGGCUACCUACCAUGAACAUUCCUAUACCUUUCAAUCUGGUCAUGCCUCCAAUGCCCCCACCAGGCUACUUUGGUCAAGCUAAUGGACCAACUGCAGGUCGAGGCAUGCCUAAAGGAAAGGCAACACGUGGUGGACGCCAGAAACCGAGAGGCAUAGGGCUUCAAGGCAUGAGCCAGGGAAACAUGCCCAACAGCCAAGCCAGUCAAGAUGUUGUGUCUCAGCCAUUCUCUCAAGGCCCUUUAACACAGGGUUAUAUAUCCAUGAGCCAGCCUUCGCAAAUGAGUCAACCAGGACUCUCCCAACCAGAAUUAUCGCAGGAUAGCUACCUUGGUGAUGAAUUUAAGUCACAGAUUGAUGUUGCAUUAUCGCAAGAUUCUACUUACCAGGGUGAACGUGCAUAUCAACAUGGAGGUGUGACUGGGCUGUCACAGUACUAAUGUGUUGAAGAAGAGCUAAGCCUGUGUGGAACUUAGUUCAUCCACAUUUUAUUCUGAGUAAUAAAAAAAUAAAACGGAUACCUGUUUUCCACUGCUAAAAUUGAAGCACCACUGUGAGAGCAACAGGAGAGAGAGGAACGAGAGAGGGAUUAAAUACAAAAAAUAUCGAGAGAGCGACAGCAAGCGAGAUCACUGCAAGCACACUGAGGCGAGGAGAACGAUAGGAGAAGUGGCUGAACAUCAGAGGAGCCACAUACAAUUCAACGGAAUAGGUAGUAAAUGGGAGGAACCAUUGCCAUCAAGAUGCUGCUACUCACAUUGGAACAGCAAUCUAGACCUCUAGCCCACCAUAACUUGGUCACGGGCUGGGGAAAUCCGCUUUUACUUUUUCCAGCUAGUUCAUGUGUGUUCCUUGAGAGCACCAUCUCAUCAAAGCUGGCAGAAAACAGUUCCUUAUCUCAGAGUUGUUUUGUUUGUGUUUUUACAUACUCAUGCAAGUCUGUUUUAAGUAUAAACGGCAUCCCUUCUAGAUUGUUCAGAACAUACUGCAGUAUUACCAGCUAACAAGGUCAACUUUGAGAUGUAGGUUUGAUUUUCAAACUGGCGUUCACUGGGAAACUUAUGGUCUCCACCAUUCCCCUCUACCUGAAGGUUCUAGAUCUCUUAGAUGGUUUUAACAAAACUUCUAGAGAAAAAAAGUGCUGGAUAUUUAUUUAUUUUUAACUGCUGGUUGCGGGUGACCUGAGUACUGCAAGACAUUGUGGUUAAUGUUGUGGCUAGUUGCCACAAACAAGGACUUUCAGAUUUAAGAUGCAGUAAAUGACUUGAUGACUAGCCUCUCUUUCCUAAAGCAGUGUAGUAGAGCAAAGGAGUAUACAAACUCCCAUAAGGAGAGGGGUUUUUUCAGUGUUUUCUGUAUGCUUUGAUUGGCUACUGUCUGGACUGUACUUCACAAAAUAAAAUAAAUCAUUUAGGCAAAUUGUAUGCUUUGAAAAAGGGACAGGUUUCCUCUGCCCUUCGGCACCCACCUGUCAAGGAAAGACAAGCUAGCCUGCUACAACUUCCCCUCCCAGAAAUGGAUCUAGUAGUGGAAACUGGGGAUUAUAUAGGUUUGAAAGUCAAGUUCUUUGCAAUAGAUUUUGAAACUGGUUGAAAAGCAAACAGGAAUGCAGGCAGUAUGGAAGGUGGUCUACAGUCACUGUAUGACUGGAAGCACAUCUGGUGCUUUUAGUGAGGCUGAGCGUGAAUGGACUUGGCCUUGGGUCAGUACAGAGCAGACAAGCCCUCUGUCCGUUCAGCUCCAGUGCACACAGUUUAAGUUGUUUUAAGAGAGCAAAACAAUCAAUUUGUUUGGCUUUGUAGAAAUCCAUAUAAUUAGUUUAAGGAUUUAU